CAGCUCCGCUAACAUAGUAGCGCUUGCGACAGCUAGGUGGGGUCGAAAAGAGAUAAAUCGGGAGGCUGCUGGCGCACCCGGGGGACGCGGCACCAGUCGCACACGAACGAUCAUCCGCUCCACACGCUUCUCCAAACCCAGUUAGAUCACCCCUAUUCAAGAUGUGGGAUGACGUGAUAGAAGAGGACGUCCCCGCGCCCGCCGAGCCCGAGCCAGCGCCCGAGGCUGCCGAAGCCGCCCCCGCCGAGGCCGAGGCGGCCGAGCCCCCCGAGCCCGAGGCCAUUGUCAAAGGAACAGAGCCCCAAAAACUCGUCUUCAAACAUUGGGUCAGGCCUAAAUUCCUGCAGUACAACUACCUGUACCGGUACCGGUGCAACUACUACGACGACGUGAUCAAUUACCUGGACCGACGGAACAAGGGCCUGCCGGCGGAGAAGCCGCGUGCGCAAACGUGGGGCGAGCGCGCGCUGCGCACCUACCUCGCCAACUCCUCCUCGCAGCGCUCCAUUCGCAACCAAGACUCCAACCUGCUGCACCACAUCUCCACCGGCGCACGCUUCCACCGUUACCACAGCAAGUCCUUAAUCUCGAGGAUUUCGUUGGUGUGAUGCCGCCCAGCCUGGCCCGCGCGCUCAGCUCGGCCGAUCCAGAGCCGUCCGCAUUCCUUUUUUAAUGUCCUAAUUGGGUAAGACAAUAAACUCUUAAGUUAACUA
This is a messenger RNA of Pectinophora gossypiella (pink bollworm), 713 nucleotides long. RefSeq names its product flightin (gene Fln). The transcript is spliced from 4 exons. The record is from RefSeq and is a predicted model, not a curated record. The coding region runs from base 162 to 608 and encodes 148 amino acids. Lineage: Eukaryota; Metazoa; Arthropoda; Insecta; Lepidoptera; Gelechiidae.